AUGGAAGUCUGGCUGUUCCGUACGAGGAAGCGGAUGGCAGUGUUGGAUCUGUUUCUCCUCGUCUUUCGGGGUGUCACCUCGACGGAUAUCAUUGCUCACUAUGCAGCGCAUUCGGGAUGGAGAUACCACAACGUCUCAUUAGAAAGGACGACGCCGACUUUCGGAACCUGCGGGAAGAAAUGCGUGAUGCAGACGCCUCCCUGCUAUGCAUUCAACUAUCGGGAAUCCGAUGGAUCGUGCCAGCUCGUCCACAACGGGAAGAGCGACCUCGUGAAAGCCGAUGGAUAUAACUCCUACACACAGUGGUUGUGCCUAACGGAGUACCCGACGAUCCCGAACGCGAAGGUGUCCUUCGAGGGCUGGAGCGGAGAAUAUCCAGCCCCGAAGGGGGCGAUGGUCACUCUCCUAUGCGAUGAUCCUAAGGGAUUCUCCGACGGCUCGCCUCUUCACACGUCUCGAUGUUCCUCCGGGGCUCCAGAUGCUUGGUGCAGCUCCUUCCAAGAGGAUGACGUCUACUGUGAUGAAAGUCAAUUCAUGGCUAGGGAUUUUGAGAUGACGUUCACCUACCCGGAAUGCCGAUUGACGGAGAAAGGAAGAGAAUACAUCGGGACAGAAAGGCAGACAGAAUCGGGAAAGACGUGCCUGAGAUGGGACACUCAGCCCUAUGGAAAAACAGCCGACUUCCUCGCCACCGUCGAGUAUGACGACCACUUCCUGAACCGGGAUGCUUGGUCCCAGCAGAACUACUGCCGGAACCCGUCGUGGAAGGAGAGACCCUGGUGCUUCGUCGACGACACACAAGUCCAAUGGGAAUUCUGCAAUAUCUCCAUGUGCACGGAUAGAGAUCCUCCCGAAUUCAAGAUGACUCAAAAGGGCGGCGAAUACAUCGGGAGAAAGAACGUGACUAUUUCAGGCCUUCCGUGCCAGUCCUGGAACACCACCAAGCCCCAUCCGGCGAGCGACGAAGUUGCAUCCCAUCUCCCAGGGUUCCCAGAUGCAGAAGACAUCGACGAAGAUCACAACUUCUGUCGCAACCCGAAUGGGGAUGCUGCUCCUUGGUGUUACAGCGAGAAGCGGGAGGAUCCCGGUACGGAAUUCUGCGAUAUUCCGUUCAAGGAAGUGCAAAUCGAAGAAGGAGCCGAAGGGAAUGUGUAUCCAGAAUGCAGACUUUCCGAGAAGGGAAAGGAAUAUAUUGGGACAAAGAGCGAGACCGAGACGAGGAAGUUUUGUCUCGCUUGGUCGGACCAGCGACCCAUAAGAAUUACUGUCGGAACCCGGGGAUAUACCGAGAAAGACCAUGGUGCUUCGUCUCAGACCCUGGUAUCACAUGGGAGUACUGCGACAUCUCCAUAUGCCAUGAUCCGA
Molecule: messenger RNA, 1365 nt
Organism: Darwinula stevensoni
Lineage: Eukaryota; Metazoa; Arthropoda; Ostracoda; Podocopida; Darwinulidae
Source: the annotation of a GenBank genome assembly